Leucoraja erinaceus (little skate) is the source of this 6743-nucleotide messenger RNA. RefSeq names its product PHD finger protein 19 (gene phf19). The transcript is spliced from 15 exons. Gene Ontology annotation, biological process: chromatin organization; regulation of DNA-templated transcription. Bases 304 to 2022 code for a protein of 572 amino acids. Lineage: Eukaryota; Metazoa; Chordata; Chondrichthyes; Rajiformes; Rajidae. Gene Ontology annotation, molecular function: chromatin binding; DNA binding. The record is from RefSeq and is a predicted model, not a curated record. Gene Ontology annotation, cellular component: nucleus.
CGCUAACUUCCUUGAUGAUGUGUUAAUUACAUAAGCACACGCAAAUAAAUCGCGGGAAAGGGAAAAAAUGGCGACUCGUGGGGGCAAGGAGCUGUGAGGAGCAAGUGGGCGGACUGACACUCCCUGCAUUGCCCUGCCCUGCCCCUGCCCCGUCUGGGACCGAGCCGUUCCCGGGCUGUGGCCGCACAGACAGCGCUGGCAGCGGCGGAGCGACAGCGGCUCAGACACACACACACACACACACGCUCACUCACUCACACACAGAGGGAGAUACAGGAACUGGAGCAGCGAGAGGAGGAGCUGAUGGAGAACGGCACGUUGCAACUGUGUGAUGUUGGGAUCAUCAACAAAAAGAUCGAGAAGAUCUCCGUCAAACCUCUGCAAAACGGAACGGUGCUCGUACAACAGGAAUGUGCCUUCACAGAAGGACAGUAUGUCUUGUCAAGAUGGACAGAUGGGUUGGUCUACCUUGGAAAAAUCAAGAAGGUGAACAAACACAAGCAAAAUUGUCUCUUGGUGUUCGAAGAUAACUCUGAGUUUUGGAUUCUUUGGAAAGAUAUUCAGCAUGCCGGAGUUCCUGGGGAAGAGCCGAAAUGUGAAAUCUGCUCAGAGAAAAACUCCAUUCCACCCAACGAAAUCUUGGUCUGUGGCAAGUGUGGUCUGGGUUAUCAUCAGUUGUGCCACAAUCCCAAUGUAGACCGGCCAAACCAUGUAUCCACCGCGCCCUGGUUCUGUCGACAGUGUAUAUUUGCAUUGGCUGUCAGGAAAGGAGGUGCGUUGAGAAAGGGACCCCUCGCCAAAGCCUUGCAGAGCGUUAAACAGGCUUUGCCCUACAUCAUGCACGAGCUGAACUGGGACUCUCUGCACAGAACUAACCUACAACAGUGUUACUGUUACUGUGGGGGCCCUGGAGAGUGGUAUCUGAAGAUGCUGCAGUGCUGCCGAUGUAGGCAGUGGUUUCAUGAAGCCUGCACUCAAUGCCUGAAUGAAGCCAUGCUGUUUGGAGACAGAUUCUAUUUGUUUGUUUGUUCAGUAUGCAAUAAAGGGCCGGAAUAUAUCAAACGCCUGCCCCUCAGAUGGGUAGAUGUUGUGCACCUCGUCUUGUACAAUUUAGGAGUCCGUGGUAAAAAGAAAUACUUUGACUUUGAAGAGGAAAUUUUUAUAUUUAUUAAUCAAAACUGGUUGAGUCUCCAACUUGGAAAGCUGACAGAAACCGCCAUGCUGGAACGAAAGCAGCAUCUCCUGAAUGCGUUAAACAGCUAUAAAAGCCGAUUUAUCUGUGGUAAAGAAAUUAAGAAGAAGAAAUGUAUUUUCCGUCUCCGCACACGAGUGCCGCCAGUUCCUCCUAAUGUGAUUCUGCCCGAUAACAUCGGCCAGUUGACCGAUCACGCCUCCACCGAGAUCAAGAGACGAGGGAAAAACGUGUUGCCUCGCCGGCCACAGCUGCCACUGAAAUGGGGCCGGAGGAACAGGAAGUCGAGCUGGUUUCUGCAGGAUGCUGUGCCAAAGAGCGAUUUCUCAACAGCUGAGAGCACGAGCUACCACUUGGCCAACAUAUUUGACUUUACAGUGGACGACAUGCAGAGUUUGAAAAGCGAUCGCUCGGAGGAAAGCUUCAACAUGGACCUGGAUUCGACAGAUGCAGCAAGCACAUCUGGAUCUGCCUCAACAAGCUCCUCUGGUGACUCCCGAAGGAUGGCGGGAAGCCAAAAGAGAAAGGCGCCCAUGGAAUACUCGCUGAACGGCAACGACAGCCGUAAGGAAGCCGUCUACACGCGCACGGCCAACGGAUUGGGUCGGGCGGAGCAAGCAAUGGAGAAUAACUACCACAGCGUGCACACCUUUGACAGCAUGAGCGAUGACGAGACCUCCAUCUCCAACCUCAAGUCGUCCAUCAGCAGCUACCUUGGCGCGGCGGGCAGGCUGGCGUGCAGAGAGAGGUUCCACGUCCUGGCCCGCAGGGAGACGCUGGAUGGCAGCGUCCAGUACCUCGUUCAGUGGGAAGGCACCACACCGUACUGAGCCGCAGCUGGGACCCCCCCCCCCCAGCCCGCUCGGCAACCCCAGGGUUCAGCCCCAGGGCCUGAAACCAUCGCACGUGCCUGGUGCAAGGUGAAAAAAACAGCCACCUUCUGUGGAGCCUCGUGGAGACCAGAGAGAGACUGUUAAUUGAAGACUUGAGAUCGUAGGCAUUCGCUGUGCCAACGCAUUUAAGACAACGUUGGUAUCGCAUCCGCUUUCUGCUGCUAGUAGUCGCUAGUGUUAGUUAAUACUCGACCGAGGAGCAUUUACAGUGCAAUCCUGAGAUGUAUUUGUAAUGAAUGAAUACUGGACUGGCUUUACCCGCCCACGAGUGCAGUGGAGGGGGGAGUGUAUGUGGAGAGCGGGCAGCAUCUGCCCCCACACUGACCCCACGAUUCACCACCCUCUGCUCACUCCGCCUGGUCCUGCCUCAUCGAGACCCGUCAAUGGCUCCAGAGUUGAUUUGCAAGCCCUAUUCAAAGAUGGUCCUGUGCUUCAGGGAAGGAAAACGGGAAGUUUUAUUUGACCAAGUGACUGAGGAUGAGAGGAGAAAGUUGUGAAUGUAAAUGGAAUGUGAUUCGUUUUUGUUCUUGUUGCAGGUUUAAGGAGUGAAGGCGGAGAGAGCGGUGAUUGGAAAUGGAUGUUGUGUACUGAGAAUGUUUCAUUGUAGAGUGGGAACAGGCCUGACUAAGUUGAUCUUGGAGGCUCCAGUGUAUCUGCUGCAUAUUUAAUCUAUUUCCACCCACAGCUCUGCUUUAGAUUUAGAAUCACACCAGCUGUCAUGUAGCCACUUGUGAAUGAUCAAAGUGCACCUGACUUUGGAGAGACCGCUCUCAGCUGCUUGAAUCUGCUACUAGCCGGCUUUAUGGAAAGAUUCAGACUGUGGCUAAAGUCAGUGGCCUUGUCCGUUGAUCUGUGUUGUCCCGGCUGCUGCUCCUCAACGCCUCUCGCAAGGGGCUCCAGGGUGCCCUGUGCUGUGGGUGAAGCCAGGCUAUGUACACAAUGCUUUGACACAAUGUGAAUGGACAUGAUUUUUAUACAGUGCUGCUCUCGCUGUGUGGAUCUGACCAGGCAGAUUUCACACCUCGCAAUUUACACCCUUUGAGAACCGGCUGGGCCCACCUGCGCCGACGGCCGCUGUUACACCGCUGUGCCCGUGGCUUUCCGCGGCAUUGGCGCCGUGUGCUGGUCACACCGUGGUCGCCUGGUCUUUCCUCUCACCUGCCUGUUUGCUGCUUGAAAGAUUUCAUGCUGCUCCCAUUCUUUCUGGGGAAGCUCUGUCAGAUUUGCACUAUCCUGCCCCCUCACCUUUCACCGGGUGAUUUGCACCUUUUGCUUCUCGUUCACCCCAGGGGAAGAGAAGAGCAUGGGAUUCUGGAAAGAAUCCUUUCAUUGAAACGUGAGCACCCCAAUCUAAAUGAAGUUAGACGUGUAGAAACAAGGAACAACAGAUGCUGGUUAAUACACAAAGGACACUAGGUGUUGGAGUAUGUCAGCGGACCAGCCAGGAUCUCUGGCGUUCAUGGAUAGGUGAUGUUUCAUGGACAGGACAUCAGAAGGCCUGGAUAGAGUGGAUGUGGAGAGGAUGUGUCCACUAGUGGGAGAGUCUAGGACCAGAGGCCAUAGCCUCAGAAUUAAAGGAUGUUUCUUUAGAAAGGGGGUGAGGAGGGAUUUUUUUAGUCAGAUGGUGGUGAAUCAGUGGAAUUCUUUGCCACACGUCAAUGGAUAUUUUUCAGGCAGAGAUAGGUAGAUUUUUGAUUCUCUAGAAUUUAGGAGAUCGAGAGGGGAUCUUAUAGAAACCUACAAAAUUUUUAAGGGGUUGGACAGGCUAGAUGCAGGAAGAUUGUUCCCGAUGUUGGGGAAGUCCAGAACAAGGGGUCACAGCUUAAGGAUAAGGGGGAAAUCCUUUAAAAACCGAGAUGAGAAGAACUUUUUUCACACAGAGUGGUGAAUCUCUGGAACUCUCUGCCACAGAGGUGAGUUCAGGCCAGUUCAUUGGCUAUAUUUAAGAGGUAGUUAGAUGUGGCCCUUGUGGCUAAGGGGAUCAGGGGGUAUGGAGAGAAGGCAGGUACGGGAUACUGAGUUGGAUGAUAAGCCAUGAUCAUAUUGAAUGGCGGUGCAGGCUCGAAGGGCCGAAUGGCCUACUCCUGCACCUAGUUUCUAUGUUUCUAUCACUUGUCCAGAGAUGCUGCCUGCCCCGCUGAGCUACUCCAGCACUUUGUGUCCUUUUAAAUAAAGCAUGAUUCUGGCCAGAGUCUUCUGCACGCUCCCAAGGGGAGGAUUGGUGGAGAGUCAACCUCUGGAGAAAACGGAUGGGUGACGUUUCGAGUCAAGACCCCUUCAGACUUCUCCAGAGAUACAGCCUAAACCUGCUGAGUUACUCCAGCACUUUGUGUUUAACUUCGGUACAAACCAGCAUCUGCAGUUCCUUGAUACACAGGAGAGCCAACCUCCCUUCCUUGAGUGACUGAGUGCUGCCAGGCACUUGUCCUGGGUGCGGCAUCACAGGUCCCUGUGCCAGUGUUGGUGCCAGGGCAGAGGCUGCCAGUCCUGGAGCAGCCAUCUCCUCUGGCCGCUGCUGUUGUGUUGCUCGCUGACCUGACUUGAAGCACCAACUGUGAUCCCACUGGGUGUGUGAGACUGACGGAGAGCAGAGACUAAAUCAGCCUCUCACGAGUUUGGCACUAAAGGACCUGAAACCUCACUGGUUCACUUUAGCAGGAAAGCUGCAGAAAGGCCGUUUGUUCUCAAAGGGUUAAGCUUUAAUAUAUUUGUAUGUGCCAACCUGGUGUCACCAAUGAGAUGCGAAGGGACAUCAGGUGCUUUAGUUCCUAUUGAUAAUCAAAAUGUAUGAUUUAUAUUGACACAGUUAAAUGUUUUUAGUGCAAAAGUGAAGGUAGUUCUACAAAUUCUUCUAAAUGCCGCAUAGCCCUUUCAAUGAUAACAGCAGAUUGCUCUCGAUGUACCAAAGCUAUUGUUUUUUUUCCUGAGAGAUGUGUAAUUCUCUGAUGUAUCCCUUGCGCAUGGACCUUGUUUCCAAAAAUACUGGAGACUUUAGCCGAUAAGAUCAUAGAGAGUCAUAGAGUGAUACAGCGUGGAAACAGGCCCUUCAGCCCAACCUGCCCACACCGACCAACAUGUCCCAUCUACACUAGUCCCGCCUGCCUGCGUUUGGCCCAUAUCCCUUCAAACCUGUCCUAUACAUGUACCUAUCUAAUUGUUUUAUAAACGUUACAAUAGUCCCUGCCUCAACUACCUCCUCUGGCAGUUUGUUCCAUUCACCCACCACCCUUUGUAUGAAAACGUUAUCCCUCAGGUUCCUAUUGAAUCUUUCCCCCCUCACCGUCAACCUAUAUCAUCUGUUUCUUGAUUCCCCUUCUCUGGUCUACCCCAUCUAUUCCUCUCGUGAUUAUAUAUAUUUUUUAUAUCAUAUCAGAUCCAUCAUAUCUUGACGAUGCCCUAUUUUAAAUAUUUAAUGGAGAAAGAUCACCUUUCUUGGUGAACCAAAAAGUGGCUCAAUAUUGCGUGGCAUUUCCACAUGUGCCGUACAUGAUCAUUGUGAAUGUUGGAUCCAUCAGGCCCACUUGGUCAAGGACUUUUGUCUUUCGAUUACACCCCCCCCCCCCCCUCAACUCAUCUGCUCCUGAACUCCUAAUCAGUGUUUCAGUCAUCUCCACAACAUACCCUUUAAAGCUCCCCACAACCAUCUCAGUCAUUGAUUUGAGCAAUGCCUUGAUUUUGUAUUGAUUGAUUGAAAGAUACACCAUGGACACAGGACCACUGAGUCCACACUGACCAUCGAUCGCCCCUUCACACUAGUUCUAUGUUAUCCCAUUUUCUCAUCCACUCCCUACACACCUCGGGCAAUUUACAGGGGCCAAUUAAUCUACAAACCCGCCUGUUUAGGAUGUGGGGGGGAAACCUGAGCACCCGGAGGAAACUCACGUGGUGCCAUGCAAACUCCACACAGACAGCAUCUGAGGUGUCUCAGAACCCGGGUCUCUGGCGCUGUGAGGUAGUGGCUUAACUCGCUGUGCUACUGAUUUCAAUAUGUUCACCCUGUGUUUUUCAUGGUUGGCCACCGCUCCCUGCAAUCUCCCACACCCCCUCUGAGGUACAGCCUUUCCUCCAAUCCUUGCCUCUUGACUGUUAACUGGGCAGCACAGUGGUAGAGUUGCUGCCUUGCAGCGGCAGAGACGUGGGUUCGAUCCUGGCUACAGGUGCUUGUCUGUACGGAGGUACGUUCUCCCUGUGACCUACCUGCGUUUUAUCCGAGGACUUCACUCCAUAAACAUAUUGGCUUGUAGGUUAAUUGUUUUGGUGUAAGUGUAAAAAUUGUCACCGUGUAGGAUAUGGGGAUCGCUAGACAAUGUGGACUGAGUGGGCCCAAGGGCCUGUUUCUGCACUGUAACACUAAACUAAACUAACCUGCUGUACCAUUGGUAGUUGUGCCAAAUCAUUGGAAGUCCCUCCCUAACUUGCCUCAUCCCUGGCUCCUCCGACCCACUGCUCCAUAAAGCCCAACCCUUCGGCCAAACCUUCAACCUUCUCCCCAUUUUUCUCCCCCACGAGGUUUGCUUCGGACCAAACCUGCAAGGGGUGUAGGCAGGAACUGCAGAUGCUGGUUCACACCAAAGAUAGACACAAAAUGCUGGAGUAACUCAGUGGGUCAGGCAACAUCUCCGGAGAAAAGGAAUAGGUGACGUUUCGAGUCAAGAGAC